Messenger RNA from Tetranychus urticae (two-spotted spider mite), 8438 nucleotides. RefSeq lists its product as uncharacterized. Gene Ontology annotation, molecular function: protein binding. Gene Ontology annotation, cellular component: cytosol. Lineage: Eukaryota; Metazoa; Arthropoda; Arachnida; Trombidiformes; Tetranychidae. The record is from RefSeq and is a predicted model, not a curated record.
UUGAUGAUUUUAACAAAUGAACUGUUAAAUCCAUUUCAAUCUAGUGGGAUGAUUAACGAUUAAUGACCAACAAAUGUUAAUUUCAUUAAAACACAGCAACAAUCAUCAUGAUUUCAUGAAAAUGACUUUUUCAAGUGAACAACCAUCAGUAACUUGCUAUUUACUUUACUUUUAUUAUGCUUCUCUUAAUCAACAGUUGGACUCCAUUGGAAAUUAUUUCCAAGAUUCUAAUGAUUCUCUUAUUUUCAUUGUUCUCUCUCUGUUUCUUUGUAGCCCAUUUAGAUUAUCAUCAUUAGUAAAACAAGUCUGUUUAAACACUUUUUCUUUCUUUACGUUGAUUAUAAAAUUUUUGUUGAUCAUUUUCAUGUUUCUCUCCUCUUGUUGACAAUCUGGUGUUUAAGUUGCGUGUUAAUGUUGGUGUUGUGAAUGUUAAACACGCAUGACAACCUCAAUCAACAGUAAAUUUUCAUCAACAUCAAUUGACAUACAGUCAACAGAGGAUACUUCGAACACAGCUAACCUCGCCUAUCUCUUACCUCAUCCUGACUUGUUUCUCUGUCUUUUUCUCCUCAUCUCUUUCUUUUUCUCACUCUGUGUUUUGUUUUCAUGACUCUCCCUUAUUUCUUGUUUUUUUCUUAUGUUAACUUUUAAUGCAACUCGAUUUUCAUGUGUCCAUCUAAAAUUCUUAUCAACCCAAGUUAAUCAUCUUUAAUUCUCUAUUUUUUGCUUCUUCUAGUGCUGUGUUCCUUGGAUUACAUCCUCAUGUAGCAUGUGUUUUUUUUGGUAAACCAAGAAAUCUAAACAAGCGAGUAAAAGAUGUUGUUAUAUUUGUUUGGUUAUAACGGUUUUUUCGCUCUAUUCUUUCAUUUCACUUUGCUUCAAGUGUGAACAAAAUCUAAAUCCUUUUAGAUUGUUUUGGUUCUCAGAGCUUCGCUUAUCGGUUACCCUUUGUUACAUUACUUAACCCUUCUCGUCAACUUGUAAAUUGGAUUUGUAUUAUCCACCAAAUGGGCAAAGAACAAGAAUUUUUAGAAGCUGCUAAAAAUUGUACUCUACCGGUUGUUAAAAGAAUAAUCAAUCAUAAGAUUAAAAAAAUUGGUUCCUUAUCGAAGAACAAUGAUGGUUAUAAAACAGCCAAAAGUGGCUUUUCGCGAUCUCAAGAAUCUAUCCUAGAUGGUUUUUCAACACCACCUUCAACCAGUCAUCAAUCAAAUUCUCAUCAUUUCCAGUCUCACCACAAACAACCUCAUCAUUAUCCCCCACACAGUCAUCAGUACCAACACCAUGCGUCUACGUCUUAUAUUAAUUUAGAUCCUCCCUCGGUCCCGAUUGGUCGGGAUGUUCUUCAAUUAACACGUACCAGUAAAUCAGUUGAUUCUGAUUCAAUUGACAUUAAUGGUCGAGGAGCUCAUUCCUUAAGCAUUUAUCCACAAUCAUCUUCAUUGAAUGGUGAAACUUAUGGUUAUCAAAAGAUUAAUCAGAAUACUGGUUCUAGAGAUGAUUCCAGAUUAGAUACUAAAUCUUCGACCAAUACUUGGGGAUACAACUCAAUACAACGGAGAUCCGGCAACAAGCCACUUCCUCCAGCAAAACCACCCAGAAAAUCAUUAGCAAACAAAGAUGCUAACAAUGUAUCAACCUUGGACCGAAAAAGUGCACAAAUUAAUGGACAAUUUCAAUCUCAACAAGAAUCAACAACAAAGCAAUAUUUUUCCGCAAAAAAUCAUCAAACUAAUUCAAAAAGAAUCUCAAGUUUUGAUUAUGUCAGUGAUUCUGGCCUUAGUUCCGGUGAAGGUUGUAUGAAAAGGUCACUGAGUAAUGAUGGGGGUGAUUAUUUGGAAAGUAGAAGUUUUUCCAACAAUCAAAGACUCUCAACAUUCUUAGGGCCUGUCAAAAUGCCCGAGCCAACCUCUUCCGUUAACGUUUCGUCAAAUAAUAUCUCUUUGUUAUCAUCAUCUUCAAUAACACCUACAACUGCAAUAAAAGACACCAGCACAGCCCAAUUAACCAAUUCAAUUAUUCCUUCAGGUUUAACUUCCGUUGCAAAGCCGGCAGCAAACAAUAGCGAAUUUAUAUCGGAAAGUGCAUUAAGUCUAUUGUAUGAUGAGAUCGCUAGCGAAAUAAGUGGCCGAGAAACCAAUUCCUCGCUAGUUUCAUCCAUCAACUCCGUUACAUCCCUUGAACCAGAAAGUUCAAGUUCAGUUAAUCCAGGAGAAUCAAGACGAAGAUCAAUAAAAGAAGGAUCAACGCACCAAUUGCAACAACAUGUUCGCUCCAAAUCUGAACAACAUCAUUCAAGGAGUCUAAAUAAUUCUGAAGAAAAAUCCAAUGGUACCAAAGAACCCGAUGCAAUAUCAUGUUCUCCAUCUUCGUCAAAUAGCAAUCAUUCAAACCAACAACCAAGUCAAUCUACAGAGCCGACUAAAUCAAAACGAGUUACCGUGCAAUUUCCAGUUAAUUUUAAAAGUUUAACACGUAAAAGCUCGAAACAAUUUGAGCCUCCAUCGCCAGAAACGGCGUUAAAAGGAAUCCAUGCUGUGAUAGAACCAUUAUAUCAGAUGCACGAUAAUUAUGAUGAAGCAUGUAUUCCAAUGCAUAAACCUGCUAGUCUCCAAAUGAUUUGGUCUCAAUUUGAUUAUCAACUUUUAACUGCUGAUUUUGAUCGUUAUUCUAAUAUAAUUGAGCUUAAAAAGGAGUAUCAAAAAUUGAAAGUUCCUCAUUAUCGAGACAUGGAAACGUCAACUGAUGAUGAUCUCCUAUUGACAACUGACUCUGAUGGGAAUCAGGUGUAUGUUAAAUUGAGGCAUCCUCGAAGCCGAAAUAGCCUAGAAAACAAGACCGUUUCCACUGAUAAUGAAUCAAUCGGAUGUGGGGAAGAGAAUCCGUUCCAAGAAUUAUGUAGAGGUUCCAAAUCAUUAAGGCAUAGUGAUAAUUCUCAACUCGAUGGUAAAAAAUCCCUUCGCCGAAGUAAAGUUGUUGAAAGUAAAACCUUGGAAAGGAAGAAAAAGAAACAUCGUUUAAGUUCAAGAAGCAAGAGUGAAAAGUCUUUGAACGAACCAAUGUCAACCACAACCAUAGAUACCAUAGACGCCAUCAACGAUCCCCUUACAGUUGAAAAAUGUGACUCUACCAUUCCAUCUGAAUUGAAAUCUGUUGCUGUUACAAGUGGAGAGCGCUCAAGUUCAAUGAUUCACACAUUACCAAGCAUUGUUUUCGAUGAAAACAAAGAGUGGGCUGAAAUAGCCAGUAUCAUGGCUUCCUUUGGAAGUGACUUGACCCAAAGUACGGAUGAGUUUUGUCGUCAAACCAUUCCUGAACCAUUGUCCAUUGAUAGUAUAACUUCAUUUGAUGAAUGGCUCAAAGAGUUGGAUCUACAAAAAUAUGCCAACAUUUUAAUAUCAAAUGGAUUUGAUAAUGUGCAAUUUAUGGGUCCAAACAUAGUGGAAGAAUGUGAUCUCAUAGAAAUAGGUAUAACCAACGCCACUGAUCGGUCCAAAUUACUUGAAGCAUCCCGGAUCAUCCCAGUGAUACCAAAGUUGGCGAUUCAUGAAAAUCUUUCAGUUGAUCAAUGGUUAGCCUCAUUGUCAUUGGAACAGUAUCAAGUCAAUUUUACUGAAAAUGGUUUCACUGAUAUGGAUAAGGUUAGAAAAAUUUGGGACGUCGAGUUGAAUGCUGUUAUUGGAGUAACCAAGAUUGGACAUCGAAAGCGAAUAUUAGCCUCUCUUGGGGAGCGCCUUAGUUUAAUUAGUGAUCUCAGUUUAGAUGAUAUAGCUUUCAAUCGAUUGCCCUUUGACUUUGAUGAUUUAAGAUUAAGAGAUGAAACUGAUUACAGAGGUGAACCAAAUGAUUCGAGAAGUGAAGAUAAUCUUAUUAGCAGUCAUACCGGUAGAUUGGGAAUUGAAGCUGCCAUAGGUGGUGAAGGAUCAACGUUUGAUUAUGAAAGUGACAGAACUUCCAUUUCAUCUGAUAUAAGGCCAGAUUCAGUAAACUCUGUUAGCACAACAUUUUCUCAACGAUCUUCUAAUCAACUAAGCACACCUCUAAUGUCUCAAUGGAAACAUGAUCCUGUGGAUUUGGUUAACGGUGAAUGUCGCUAUUUAGCAACUUACCUCGGUUCAACCUUAGUAACCAAACUUCAAGGAAUCCAAACAACCAAAGAAUCAAUAACAAAAUUAAAAGAAUCAACCAAAGAUAUUAAAAAAAUUCCUUCUGUUAACUUAUCCAUUUCUUAUACUGGUGUAAAGUUCAUUGAUGCUCAGACUGACAAAAUGGUCUGUGAACAUGAAAUUCGUAAUAUUCAUUGUGCUUGCCAAGAUGCUGAUGAUUUUAGGCACUUUGCUUACAUCACAAAAGAGCACGAGACCAAUAAUCAUUACUGUCAUGUGUUCUGUGCUCAAUCUUUGGAUAUCGUGACGGAAAUAAUUUUAACCCUUGGCCAAGCUUUUGACAUUGCAUACAAAAUUGCGCUCGGUGAAGAUAUUGAAACACUUCGCAGGUUAUAUCAUGAAAAUCAAAAUAAAGCGCCAUCACCACCACCACGGUCAACUUCAUACUCUCUAUCACAAUGUACUUCAUGGGAUGACAGUUUGACUCAUGUUCCAAGCUCAUCUGGUGAAGAGACGAGCACUUUAAAGCAAACUUUGUCACCUAAAUCACAAGCCAAUUGUCAUAAUAGUUUUACCUCUAAAGUUGAUAACAGUAAUAGUAAUAAUGUUGAAAGCAGCAACAAUAAUGUAAAGAAAAAUUUAAACAAUAAUUCCAUUUUAAAAGAGACUCAACCAGACCUGAUAUUAUGCUCACCUUCACCAACUCAUAAUAAUAACAACAUUUCUCGACCUCCUUCCAGUGCAAGGAAACCUCACUUACGGGUCAAACCCGAUGUACCCACCAAGCCUCCAUCGUUGAUCAAAUCGAUUGCUUCACCAGCUUCAACCUUACAAAGAAAGUCAAAGUUAUCCUCUAUCACCAAAAAUGUAACCCAAUUUAAACCAAGUUGUUAUUUUUCACGAUACUUGUCAAGUGACCGUAAAUUGGACAAUCAUUACGACGUUCUUGAUAUUCCUCGUGAAUCAUCACAAGCAGAUAUCAAAGAUGCCUAUUAUAAACUUUCAAAGCAAUACCAUCCCGAUCGCAAUCCUGGUGACGAGAAUGCAUCGGAUAAGUUUCGCAAAAUAACCGAAGCUUACGAUGUUUUAAGUAACCUUGGUGCAAAGCAAGAGUAUGACCGAGCCUUAGUACUACAAGAUAAAAGGAAUUCACCUUUCAAAUCAACUUAUAAACCACCCACAUUUAGAGAGAUGGACACUAAAACUGGCAAACCUUUGGACUCGCAGGACUAUACACAGUUUUACAGAAACCGUAGAGCUCAAUUGGGAAGACAUGAACCACCGGUUACGAAUUUCAACAGCAAAAUUGAAGGAAAUCCUGAGAACCCCUUCGAAGUUAAAAUUGAUCCCCAAUCACCACCGAUAAAAACGAGAAAGUACAAGCAUUAUUCAGCUUCAGAUUGGACCGAACCUGUAGAGAAUGCAGAGAGUACUGGCAAGCGAGAUGUAUCAGCGACGAAUGCAUUGCUUCUUAUUUUAAUUGCUGCUGGCUUUUUGAUUCAAGUUGUUAAAAUGGUUGAUAGUGAACUUUUAAAGAACGAUUUAAAAAAUUUUCUCCACUUUGCUUGUGAGAAGAAGACUGUCAAUGGUGAUUUGUUGAUCAGGUCGGUCAUCAAUGUAUUCAACAAGCUUCCAAUAUCAAGGUCUGGUGUUUUGACUUUUUUUAAUCAACUUUUCGAAGAAAUAUGUGAAAGAUAUAGCUCUGAAAAUGGUGGAAAGAAAUUUAAAAAGUUGGAUACCAGUAUUCUAAGUCGACUUAUCCAAAAGUCAAAUGAACCGAUGGCUAGAGGAGUUGAUAAUUUAGGAACAGUUGGGGACACUCCGAUGAGUCCGCCAAUGGUGGAAACAGGAUCUACCACAGUUCCUAUAUUAGAUGAAAGUAACAUAAAUGCCACCAUUCAAAAUUAUAUCGAAUUGAUUGGAACGACUUUUGACCAAGUUGAUGCCAGUGGAGACUCUACAUGUAAACAAUUGAUCGUUGAUUGGAUUUUGAAUUUCAUUGCCAUCCUGAGUAACAACAAAAUGAUGAAAAAUUUACCACAAUCUUCUGCUACCAAUCCCGUUCUCAUAUUCACAGAGUACAUUAAUUUUUGGAUUAAAUGUCCUGUUGUUGAGCUUGUUUUCAAAAUAAUCAUGUCUUACGCUUCAUCGUCUUCCAUUUCAUCUUCUUCAUCCUCGCCAUCAUCGUCAUCCUCGACCUCUCAAUCUUCAAACAACUGUCAAGCUUUACUGUUACGGUUAAUUGACUUCUCACCUGGCUCAGAUUGGAUCUCAGCUCAUCUCAUUGCAUCACUACCAUCUGAUUCAAAUUCAUCUUUAUUUUCAAUUUGUAUCGAAACUUUACUUCAGAGUAAUGCAUCACAAAUAUCCAAAACAAACAUAUUAUCUUACAUUUCUGAACACAACCCUCAAGCAAUAAUCAAUGCAUCUAGGAACAAUAUACCAUUUCUAUUAAAAUUAGCCGCCAAUUCCAAACCAUUACUCAACCUUCUAUCUGUUGAAGUAGUUAAACAAGUUAAUAUCAAAAUGCUAAACGAUCUCAGUGGCACUCUAAAAGAAAAUCUCCAACCUCCUGUCAUUUAUUGCAUACUGAACGCCCCUAAUUCUUAUGAACUUUUAUUAAUUGUGUUUGAAGCUUGUUCGCAUCCUAACGCAAAUGAAAUUGUCCAGAAAAAAGCUUUUGGUAUUUUAGAAUCAAUAAUAUCUCACAUUCACGAGCUUGUAUACUCUGCUAAUGUCAUUGCUCCAGUCCCUAUUUUGGAAGUUUUGAGAGACAAUUUGGAACAUCUUGUAUCUCAUGCAAUUACUAAAUCGACUAGUAAUUUGAAAAGACUACAAACGCAAAUUAUUCAACUGUUGUGUCUUUACUUUGGUAUAGAUUUUUCAGCGCAAGUUUUACAUCAAAUUCUCAAUUCUCUAGACACUUGCUAUAGCGGAUUCACCUUAGUUGCUCCACCUAAUCCUAUUCUAACUAACUUGAUUCGAUCAUUGAAACUACCAUUUGGUGCCCAAGUAUAUAAAUGCUUUAAAAAAGCUGCUCAAUCACCACUACCAAAGAAUGCCAAUUUCUGGGCGAAUCUAUUAUCAUUAGUGGAUCUUGACGAGACUAUAGAACUUGAUAUUGAUGUCAUGACGGAUCAAUUUACAGAUCACAUGCAGAUGGGUCAUUUUGACCGUAAAUUGUUUUAUAUUCUGCGAUUAAUUUUAUGUUGUAUUGAGAAAAAUCCCAAAACUUUGGUACGACCCAAGCAUCAUCUUUGCAUUAGCUUAAUGUCAACUUAUAUGAAAAUUUUGGACCUGAUUGAAUCAAAUGACAAUGAAUUGGAACUGCGAAUGCAGCUUGUUUCAACAGCUCAAAAACUAAUGUCUCAUCUCUCCAAAGGUCAAAUAUCUAAUCAACAUAUUUUAAGUCGAGCUCUCAUUGAAACUGAACUUAAAAGAAGUGAAAACGUCAAACCAGAAGAAUUGAAGGCUCCAUAUAUCAGCAUGUUCAACGAAAACCUUCAAUAUGGAGGACCAACCAAGUUUAGAAAAACGUCCUUAAACCCGAAACGUGAUAUUAAAAUUAAUAACCAAGAAGAGCUGAAGCCUAAAAAAUGCUCUAUAAGAAAUCAACUUCUAGUCGACGCAAUUAAAUGUUGUAUUAUAGAUACACAAGCACUUGCCUUAUUGUUGGUCGAAUGUGUAACACCCGACGUUAUGUUCAAUGAUAAACCCUGGCCAGAUGAGGACUUUCUUAAGGUUACCAUUGAAAGAGAUCUUUAUGUUGCUCGCAAAUUUGAAUCAAAUCCGGUUCUUUGGGAUAUCUGUGAAUUGAUUGCAAAAGCUGGGAGUUUACAGCACUGUUCAGUUUUGAUUCAAGCUUUGAUGGCUGUGCAACUAUGCCGUUGGUCUGCGGCAACUGCUCAAAUGGACAAACUUGACGCAACCCAAAAGCUAGUUUCAUUGAUUGCCACAAGUGAAUUGGUUCCUAGUUGUCCAUUCAAGUAUAUACCUCAAGUAUUACCGGAACUUACUCCUUGGGAAAUAUUUUGUAUAUUGAAUGAUCUUUGGAGGUAUCUAAGAGAUAAUAGUCCUCCAAAUAUUCGACCUAAUCAAGGAUCACUCCGACCAUAUUUAGAAAGAUUAAGAGUUAUUACAGCAAAAAAACUCCCCGGUCCACUUUUUGUGAAAAUAUUCAAAAACUUGGAGUGAAAUAUGUAAUUUGAUUGUUUAGUGUAUAAAUUUUGUUACGCAUUAUCAUGAAUUUUCAGAUAUUUUCACCGAGUAUUCAUUUUCAUUGAUAUUUAAAAUAUACCAAUUUUGUUUAAAAAUUACCAUCGUUUCAGAAUA